This is a messenger RNA of Desarmillaria tabescens, 1395 nucleotides long. RefSeq names its product rab-protein geranylgeranyltransferase. Gene Ontology annotation, molecular function: Rab geranylgeranyltransferase activity. Lineage: Eukaryota; Fungi; Basidiomycota; Agaricomycetes; Agaricales; Physalacriaceae. Gene Ontology annotation, cellular component: cytoplasm; Rab-protein geranylgeranyltransferase complex. The record is from RefSeq and is a predicted model, not a curated record. Gene Ontology annotation, biological process: protein geranylgeranylation. The transcript has 10 exons. Bases 31 to 1062 code for a protein of 343 amino acids.
CACGGUUACCUUUCCUUUACCUUAUCAGUCAUGCACGGAGUCAGGCGCGCUCGGCAAAGCAAGGAGGCUAUCGAAGCCAGAAAAACACGCGAACAGGCCAAGAUCAAGGAAUAUCUUGUACUGAACGACGACAUAUUGACUCGGAAGAAGAAUAAGGAUUGGUCCAAGGAAGCCUUGGAUCUGACAACCCGAAUGCUCCAAAUCAACCCAGAGUUUUACACUGUAUGGAACUAUCGCCGGACUAUACUGCUAAACGGAAUAUUCGCAAAUAGGACGCCUCAAGAAAUCAACGAAUAUAUUUCAGAUGAUCUUUCUUUGACGACGCUUGCCCUGAAGGUGCAUCCGAAAGUGUACUGGAUCUGGAAUCACCGUCGAUGGUGUCUUGAGCACAUACCCGAUGGUCCUGGUACCGCCACCGAAGGUGACGCUGAAGGAUGGAAAAAGUCCUACUGGGACAAAGAAAUGUUCGUGGUAGAACGGAUGCUGGACACCGAUCCCCGCAAUUUCCACGCAUGGAAUUACAGGAGAUAUGUCCUAUCUGGCAUGCCCGUUCCUCGAUCCGAGACAUCCGAGUUGGCCUACACCACCAAGAAGAUCGAAUCUAAUUUUUCUAAUUUCAGUGCAUGGCACCAACGCUCCAAGGUGUUAACUUCUUUAUGGAACAGCGGCCGUCUUGAUCCCGUCAAAACCAAAGAAGAUGAAUUUGAGCUCGUACGGAACGCUAUGUUCACAGACCCGGAUGACCAAAGCGUCUGGCUGUACCACCGAUGGCUCAUAGGCUCAGGUGACGAUAAGAUGCUAUUGGAGAACGAGAUUGCCGUUAUCCAGGAACUGUUGAACGAACAACCUGACAGUAAAUGGUGCAUGGAGUCCAUUGUGCACUAUAAACGCCUCCUAAUCUCAAAGCAUGGUGCAUUGACGGACACCACCCGCUUGGCUCAGGACUGUCAUUCUCUUUUAGAACAACUAAUUGAAUUAGAUCCAGCGAGACGCAACAGGUAUAGAGAGAUUGGUACGUAUGUUUGUCCCAUAUAUGGAACAUUAUUUAUUUUAUUCCCCUAGCUGUGCAGUGUUGAUGGAUACGGCGCCCUCCAUUUCUCACAACAGCUUGUGAUCCCCUCAUUAGUGCAUAAGCAAUCAAGUUCAUUCAUAUUACAAGAAAAGCAACGAUUCUUCAUUCGACGUAUUUCCUACAGCAUUCCUUCCAACAUAACGGUCAACAGACGAGGCGCUUAGCACUUGCACUCGCCGGGCUUGCAGGCGCAGGACGCGCCGCAGUUGCAAGAGGUGCUGCCGCAGCCGUUCUGAGAAACAGGGGUCUCGACAAUCUUGAACAUGAUAAAUCGAAGUUUGUUAAAGGCUGGUUGUGGCAGUUGUGGUUUGUGGGAGAGUUUG